AUGGCUCCAAAGUCGCGAUUUGGGAUUUUAGACGAAGAAGACUAUGAAAGUUUCGGUCUUGAAAAGUUUCUCGAAAUGUCUUUUCAAAAAAGAUCAAUUGUUGACGAACUCAUUGGCGACGAUUCAGGUUUGAAAAAAAUCGAAUUUGAAACGAAAAAUGAUGAUUUUCAGAAGAAGGAGUGUUGAAAACGAUGAAAUUUUUGGCGAGCAUCGGAAUGAUUAUGAAUUUUUCCGUUUGUGCGUGCGGCAACAUGAUGAGAUUAGUGAAGAAUAGACAAGUGUCCGAUUUUUAUGUGGUUAGUUUUUUUUUUGAAUGGAAAUCUGGGAUAAUAGGGAGCUUUUGAAGUUAGUUUUAUGAAAAUUAAGGAAAAAUAAGUCAAAAUUCAGUGAAAAGGCCAUUUUUUCACGGUUUUGGUUUUUUUAUUUCAACUUCUGUUCAAUUUAUUCAUUAAAUUUUUGGCAGUAGUUCUAUUUUUGUGUGUUUUUGAAUAGAGAUUUUUUCUCGAUAUGUUUUAAUUUUAAAUUUUCAACCGCUAGUGACUCUCACCUCAUAAGGAGGUAGUUUCACUUUUUUUUUUCGGAAUUUUUCUCGAAAAUUGGUCAGAACCCUCUUUGAUAGACCAAAAUAAGUUUCUGAAAGUCUUGUUUGUAAAAAUUUUUAGUUUUUGAGAAAAAAGACCUCAAAAUCGAAGAAAAUUCGUGAAAAUUGCCUAUUUUUGGGUUAUUUUUCGAGAACUAGAUAUUUCAGCAGAUUAAGGCUUUUAAAAUGUUCUUCUGGUACAUUCAAGAUUGUUUUGGGCAGUUUUCAAAAAUUUCAAAAGGAAAGGGCAUUCUAAUGACGGCGCGCGUAAGUCGUUUCGGGUCGGGUGCACUUUCAAAGUAACGGAAAUAAACUGGAUUUCCCAUUUCAGUGGCGCUGCAAGAGCGGCGACCGACACAAGGUGGUGAGAACGGUCCGGAAGAACUCGUGGCUGAGGAAAUGCCACCAGCCGAUGAGGACCCUGGUCCGACUGGCGGCCUUCUGGUCGACGGAGAGGAACUCCUCGGCGUCCGACGCCGGCAAGCAGUUCGGCCUGAGCGCCACCUCUGUCUUCGAGUACUACAAGGUGUUCCGAAGCGCCUGCCAGCAUUGGUGUCGCCGAACCGCCCAGAACGUCGUUGUUCCCGUCGGGCCCGAGGACCUCGACAAGGAGAAUUUUGAUAUGAGUCAAGUCGAGGAAAUGGUUCGUUUUAAGGAUCCUUCUGACAAGAGGGGGAAUUCAGGGCUUUUUGAAGUUAGGUAUUAUCUUAUUUUAGUUUUCUGUUUCAGUAGGUUCAAAGGCCCUGGAAAGGAGAAUUUUUGAUUCUAAUGAGGUUUAGGAAAUGACUCGCUUCGAUUAAAUUCUUGACAUGGGAAAGGAAAAAAAUCGUGAUAUUUUAGGAGAACUCAAAUUUAGGUACUUUAAAGCGCUCUGUUCUUGAUCCGAGUUUUUUUUUUCUCUUUUUUUUGAUUCAGUAGGUUCUCGAACGGAAAAUUUUUAUAUGAGUGAAGUCGAGGAAAUGGUUCGUUUUGAAGUUUUUUAUGUAAGGGAAAAGAAAAAAAGGAAAAAUUUGGGGGUUUUUUUGAGAUUAUGUGCUUCAGAGCACUAUAUUUCGAUCCAAAAACUGUUUUCUACUUUCGUUUUUUUUUUUUGUUUUAUGUUUCAGUAGGUCCAAAGGUCCUGGAAAGGAGAAUUUCGAUCCCAAUGAGGUCUAGGAAAUGACUCGCUUCAAGGAAAUUCUUGACAAGGGAAAGGAAAAAAAUCAUGAUAUUUUUAGGAGUACUGAAAAUUAGAUUCUUUAUAGCACUAAGUUCAAGAUCUGAUUUUUUUUUCUCUUUUUUUAUUCAGUAGGUCUAAAGGACCUCGAACGGAAAAUUUUGAUAUGAGUGAAGUCGAGGAAAUGUUUCGUUUUGAAGUUUUUUAUGUAAAGGAAAAGAAAAAAUCAAAAAAUUUGAGGAAUUUUAAAUGUUACAGUACUGGCCAUAAAGGUAUUUCAAAGUGGUUAUUCGAGCAUAACUUCUCUGAAAGUGGCUCAAAUGACUUGAAACUUUGCAAAAAUUUCAAAUAGCUACGCAGUAACUUUUUCCCGAAAAAAAACUUGUUUGCUCAAGUCAGACCGGAUUUGAGAGCAAAAAACCAAAAAUCGUGAAAAUCAAGAUUUUUCUCUUGAGAUUCGAAAAAUCAUAUCUUCAAAGAAACUUCGUUUUCGAACCAGAAACUUAUUUCCCCAGUAAAACAAGUCUUCGGCUUUCCAAAAAACCUAAUCAGCCCCUCACCAACCCGAUAGUAAGAGCGUAGUGACUUUUCCUUCGGAAAGCCUUUGCGUUUUGACGCUUCGUCAUUCAAAUGGACUAUACGAGGUCAUUUUGGUUUGAGAACACCCUGUAUCAUGUUGAAAAACUUUGAAACACCCUCAAAAAUAGUUUUACACUAAUUUCUUCAGCUUUCUCACUUUAUCUGCUCUCCAGAACUCACUAACAUUACUAGGACCGAUUUUGAAACCUCUGAUUUGAAGCGGUUAUGCUCCUUUUUCAAAAUCAGAACAUUCUCGAUUUCUCAUUUCAGAUUUCAGAGCUUCUUUAGAACCUUGAUGAAUAAAAACAAAAGAAGACCCACUGUGUUUUGCUUACUUAUUCGCAAGAUAUAGUGAGUUAUAAUGAGUUUCUUAAAGUUCUCAAAACUUCGUUUCAGCAAGUGUUGCUUAGAGGGCUCCAAAUCUUGUGGAAGAUGAUAAAAACCCCUUUUUUUCAUAUUUUUAAAUGUUUUAGAUCAUGAGAUAAAUUUUUAACUCCUUUUUCUAGCUCUCAGAUCAAAGAUAGGCACUGUAAAAAAAGUUUCUUUAAACUUUAUGGGAAAAUAAGUUUUUGAUCUUGUGAAACUAAUGCUUCAGCAAAAAAUUUAGCAGUCUUCAGGAUGUAGGAGCCUGAAAUUUAGCCAUUAAUUAUUUUCAAAUUCACGAUUUAAAAGCGAUUGACCAGAUACAAACUACUUUGAACGCCCGAAAGUCCAGAAAAACUGUUCAAAUCAGAGGUUUCAAAAUCGGUCCUGGUGAAGUUAGUGAGUUCUGGAGAGCAGAUAAAGUGAGAAAACUGAAGAAAUCAGUGUGAAACUUUUUUUGAGGGUGUUUCAAAGUUUUUCAACAUGAUACAGGGUGUUCACAAACAAAAAUGACCUCGUAUAGUCCAUUUGAAUGAGGAGGCUUCAAAACGCAAGGGCCUUUCGAAGAAAAAGUCACUACGCUCUUACUAUCGGGUUGGUGAGGGGCUGAUUAGGUUUUUUGGAAAGCCAAAGACUUGUUUUACUGGGGAAAAAUGUUUCUGGUUCGAAAACGAAGUUUCUUUGAAGAUAUGAUUUUUCGAAUCUCAAGAGAAAAAUCUUGAUUUUCACGAUUUUUGGUUUUUUGCUCUCAAAUCCGGUCUGACUUGAGCAAACAAGUUUUUUUUCGGGAAAAAGUUACUGCGUAGCUAUUUGAAAUUUUUGCAAAGUUUCAAGUCAUUUGAGCCACUUUCAGAGAAGUUAUGCUCGAAUAACCACUUUGAAAUACCUUUAUGGCCAGUACUGUAUGUGCUUUAGAGCUUCAUUUUCUCGCUUGAAGUUUCUUUUUUUUCUAUUUUUUUUUUGGUAUUCUGUUUCAGUUGGUCCAAAAUACCACAAGGAGAAUUUUGAUUGAAUGAAUUUUUUUUUUGAAUAGGAGCGGGGAAAACUACGUUCUGAUUUUGAAUUUAAGCCGCUUUAUUUUCUCAAUAUUUCAUCCUUUUUUCAACUUAAGCCCAAAGAAUAUUAAACAUUUUUUUCUCAGAGGGUUAUAAUCUCGUAUUUGCACUGAAUCGUAUGCAAUAUAAAGAUUUUUCCAAAAAAUUCGAAACAUUUAGAUAUAAAAAAAGUUUUGAAAUCUUACCAGGGGUUGACGAAUUUUUGCGUAAAAAUGAAAAAAAUUACAAGAAUGAAUGGUUUAUUCGGUAUUUUUGGAAUCAGCAAAAAAUAGAUUUUCUUAAGACCUUUAAAGGCAUAGGGGCAGUAAAAAAUGGGGUUUCAGGUGAAAGCAGUAUCUUAUACAGUUUUUCUUUGCGAAUCGAAUGGUGUACUCAAAAAAAUUAAAGAUGUGACAACUUUAGAAGAAAAACGCGAUUUUACUUUCCCGCUUUUAUUUUUGAAAAAAGCUUUGGAUCGGUGCUCAGACAACUGAUUACAGUAGCCGUACACGCGAUGUUGCGGACGUCUCAUUAGACUCGCAUUUUGUGAGAAAUAACCGGAUAUCUGCUUCAAAUUAAAGGUUUCUUCUCUGAAAAAACAUUUAAUCAAACAAAAAACACACAUUGAUAAUAAAGAAAAACACAAAAUAUCGCUAUCCCAAUCGAAACCUGUGUAAAAUCAUCAUUUUUUUUCACCAAAGAAGCAUUUUUUGCGAUCAAAGUUUGCAAAUUAUACAUUAAUAGAAAGUUUUUUUGUGACGAAAAAGAACUUGGUGUUAACAGAAAAAAUUGAGAUUUGAAAGAAACGAAGAAAAAAGCGAAAAUCCGGAAGAUGGCGAAGCCUGUUGUCCAUAGAGCAACUUUACUGCAAAGCGCCCUUUUCGCGGGAACUCAAGAUUUCCUUUCUCCGACUUUGAAUUAUUUUUUCUCCGAAAUUAAGAAAUUCGGUACGUUUUCAAGUUUACCGUUCGAUUCGCAAUGAAAAGCUCUACAAAGUACUGCUUUGAACUGAAACACCGUUUUUUACUGCCCCUAUGCCUUUAAAUGGGGGACCAGGAAAAAAAUUUUUCGAAAUGAAUUUUAAAUUCAGAUUUUCGAACCUUUUCUUUUUAAGUAAAAAUGACGAAUUUAACUGGUUUAUUUGGUGUUUUAGGAAAAAUUUCAAACAACUUUGAUUUACUGUACCUAGUUUCGAUCAGAAAUCGACCAGAAAUAGAUUUUUUUUUUCUAGUUAAGCGUCCAUUUUUGGAUUUACCAGCCGAGGCGACGGCCCAGUGUCGCGUGCGACGUCGCGAUUUCUUCCAAUUUCCAACUUUUCGGAACGCUCUUCGUACUCUUUAGAAACGCCAAAAAAGAUAUUUUUUAAAAGACAAGAUUUUUAGCAGUUUAUGGAGAAAAAAAUAGUAGUAAAACUUGAAAAUAAAGUAAAAUAAGGCUUUCAAAAAAAGAAUUUAAAAAAAGGGAUUUACAAAGUUAUUUUCUCAAAAUGAAUAACGAGGGUCAAAUUUUUUUCGAUUCAGCAGAAAAAUUGUGCAUAGAACAAAGCUUUGGAUUUUCGAUAAAUCCUUUUUUUGUUUAGUCAUUAUCGGUCCAAAAAGGGAUGUAACUGUGUUAUUUUCCGAUAAAAGUCAUUUUUUCGGAUCCAGCGGAAAAUUCUGAACAAGGGACCGCUUUCCAAACUUCUGAAAAGAAAAUAAGCUUUUCAAUUUUUCGGAACAAUUUUUUGGACCAGGUUGACGGAAAGAAACAAAAAAAAAUCUGGUUUAAUGGUUUUCCGAACCAAAUUGGAAGUUUUUCCUACUCAAAAAGUCUCGAUUCCAUUUUUCCUACUUCUGACCAACUUCCUACCCAAAAUUCCCCGUUCUCAGGCUGUCGAUCGGUCCGAAACCGUCGAGUUCAAGCCGAGAAGCGCCGAACUCCUUUUCCGCCUCGUUCAUCGCGAAGAAAAUGUCUUCUCCGCCUUAUUCUUCGAGUUAACCCUCAUGUAUCCCAUUUAUUAACCGUUUUAUCUCGUUUUAAAGUUUUCAAAACAUAAUUUUUUUCGAUGUCCAUGUGUAUUUUUUUCUGGCUUUCGUGUCAUAACAGAUUUUCGUGUACUUUUUUUAUUGCGUGUUGCCUUUUUUAAUAAAAUAUAUUUUUCCCUUUUUUGAAGUUUUUUGAAUGGUUUUUAACCAUUUAAAUUUACUUUUUAUUUUUUUUUCAGGAAAAACGGAUUUUCCAGAUGUGGCGAGACAAGAGAAGACACAGCUCAAUUUUUAAAACAAAAAGAAAAAAAGUUUUGGUUGGAAAAAAAUGGCGGCGAAAUUGAGAAAGACGUCGUUUUGAGGCUGGUUUCUGAAAUUUUCAAAAAAAUAAUAAUUUUUAGGGAAAGGUACCCGAAAAAGGCUGACGAUUUUGAAGGAAGAAGAUGGGCCUGUCUUGGGAAUCGAGGCUUUUUGGAUCUUUAUGAGAUAAAUUGGUCGACUUAUAAUGACUUUUUUUCGGGGAGGGGACUGGUGAGUUUUGUUGGGGGGCUGGGGGUUUAAUGUGAAAAAAAGGGAAGAAAAAAAGGUCAAAUUUGAAGUUUUGUAUGGAAACUAUUGAUUAUUUUCGCAAAAAAAUCGUGUAAUUGUAGCCUGAAAAUUGAUUCUUUUUAAGAAAUCGAAGUAAAAAUUCUUUUUUUUUUUAGAAAUUUGUCUUUGAAGUCGAAUUUGAAUAGACUGAAGAUGACUUUUCAGUUGAAAAAUUGAUAAAAUGCUAAAAUUCCUGACUGAGUUUCAAGGUUUUGUGGUGAAGUUUAGAUGCUUCAAAAAUAUUUUCAAGAAAAUGGAUUUUGAAUGUCUUUUUUGCAUGUGAAAGAGCAACGAACUUCAUUUUGAUAAUUCAAAAAAAAAAAUCACUUUUUAGCCGAAGGAUUGA
Molecule: messenger RNA, 6610 nt
Organism: Caenorhabditis auriculariae
Lineage: Eukaryota; Metazoa; Nematoda; Chromadorea; Rhabditida; Rhabditidae
Source: the annotation of a GenBank genome assembly